AAACAAUGCCAGCCUUCCAGAUGAGCCCAGGAGUUUGGGGUGGGGAAACAGAGUCAUUAGAGAAUAUCUUCAGCCCUCGGCCCAGAGAGCAGCAGAGUCACCACUGAUGCCUUCCUAACACGGCAUCCACAAGAAACCUUCCUGCACAGCCUAAUUCAAGGCCGAGAAGACCAGGACUAAAGUUGAAUCUCCGCAGUGUCGUGUGCAAGGGAUACUCAAAGCAAUGGAUUGGCUCCUUUUCAGAAACAUUUGCCUCCUGGUCGUUCUAAUGGUGGUGCUGGAAGUAAACAGUGAAUUUAUCGUUGAGGUGAAAGAAUUAGACAUUGAAAACGGCACUACAACAUGGCAAACCGUCAGAAGACAGAAGAGGGAAUGGAUCAAGUUUGCCGCGGCCUGUCGGGAAGGAGAGGACAACUCAAAGAGAAAUCCAAUCGCCAGGAUUCGCUCAGACUGCGAAGCGAGCCAGAAAAUCACCUACCGCAUCUCCGGGCCGGGGAUCGAUCGGCCACCCUACGGCGUGUUCACCAUUAAUUCACGGACUGGGGAAAUCAACAUCACCUCGGUGGUGGACAGAGAGACAACUCCGCUCUUUCUGAUCUACUGCCGUGCGCUGAACUCACGGGGGGAAGAUCUAGAGAGUCCUCUAGAGCUCAGGGUCAAAGUCAUGGACAUAAAUGAUAAUCCCCCUGUCUUCACCCAGAGUGUCUACACUGCCGCCAUCGAGGAGAACAGCGAAGCCAAUGCCCUGGUGGUAAAGCUCAGUGCCACUGAUGCAGAUGAAGACAAUCAUCUGAAUUCUAAAAUUGCCUACAAGAUCCUCUCUCAGGAGCCUGCAGGUGUGCCAAUGUUCAUGGUGAACAGGUACACCGGAGAAGUCCGCACGAUGUCCAACUUCCUUGACAGAGAGCAACACAGUAUGUACAACCUGCUCGUGAGGGGUUCAGACCGCGACGGAGCUGCCGACGGGCUGUCCUCCGAGUGCGACUGCAGAAUCAAGGUCUUAGAUGUCAACGAUAAUUUCCCUGUCUUAGAAAAAACUUCAUACUCAGCAAGUAUCAAAGAGAACUGUUUGAGUUCAGAACUGUUACGAUUACAAGCAAUUGAUCUUGAUGAAGAGGGUACUGAUAAUUGGUUGGCAAAAUACACAAUCCUCUCUGGAAAUGAUGGAAACUGGUUUGAUAUUGAAACAGACUCACAAACGAAUGAAGGCAUUUUGAAGGUCAUAAAGAUGUUGGAUUAUGAAAAAAUGCCCAAUGUUCUCCUUAGUAUUGGAGUAAAAAACCAAGCUGAAUUUCACCACUCAGUUGCUUCUCAAUUCCGGAUGCACCCAACUCCUGUGAGAAUUCAGGUUAUUAAUGUCAGAGAAGGACCCAUGUUUCAUCCAAGUUCCAAGACUUUCAGUGUACGAGAGGGACUGACAGGACAGUCCUCAUCGAGUCGUGUGCUCGGCACGUACACCGCCAUAGAUUUGGAUACAGGAAGUCCUGCAACGAAUGUCAGGUAUAUCAUAGGGCACGAUGCAGGCAACUGGUUAAAAGUUGAUUCAAGGACUGGUGAGAUACAAUUUUCUAGGGAAUUUGAUAAGAAGUCAAAAUACUUUACCAAUGGGAUAUACAAAGCACAGAUCCUGGCUAUAGAUGACGGCUCUGAGAAGACCGCUACAGGAACCAUAUGUAUUGAGGUUGUUGAUGCCAAGGAUUACUGUCCAGUCAUUUACUCAGAAAGAAAUAUCGUCUGCACUAACUCUCCAUCAGUCCUCAUCUAUGUCAGCGACUCUUCCUACGGGUCUCCCUUCACCUUCUGUGUGCUUGACCAGUCACCAGAAACAACUCCCGUGUGGGAUAUCAGAUCCAUAAAUGGCACUGCUGCCAUCCUGAUGACCGAGCAGACUUUGUCAGAGCAGCUUUACCAAGUCCCCAUCCUCGUGAAGGACAGCUAUAACAGACAAUGCGAACUGCCACAGAUUGUGCAGUUAAAUGCCUGCGACUGUGACAGCAACCACAUGUGCUGGCAGUGGAGUACCACGGGCGUCUAUAACGGGGGCGUCAGCUCGGUUACUGAUGACAUGAAUGGGUUUGUCACUGAUCCCGGAGUUACGGAUUCAAAUUCUGGGCUCGGAUCGACGGGGAUCGGCAUGAUCGUUAUGGGCCUCUUACUACUGCUUUUGUCGCCACUCUUGCUGCUCUUGUGUUGCUGCAAACGACGACAGCCAGAAGGCCUGGGGACCAGGUUUGCUCCAGUACCCGAGGGAGGCGAAGGGGUGAUGCAGCCCUGGAGAAUAGAAGGGGCCCGUCCGGAGGACAGGGAUGUGUCGCACAUAUGCGGACCCACGACAGCCUCUAAUACCCAGGAUCGUAUUGAUUCAUCUGAAAUCUAUACCAACACCUAUGCGGGUGGAGGGACUGUUGAAGGAGGUGUGUCUGGAGUGGAGCUCAACACUGCCACUGCCAUGGUGACAGCAGAGGGCCUGGCAACCGGGGGAGCGGCAGCGGGGGCCUCAAGGAAGAGGAGCUCCACCAUGGGCACCCUGAGGGAGUUUGCGGACCCCGGACUGAACGUGGCCUUCCUGGACAGCUACUUCUCUGAGAAGGCAUAUGCAUAUGCAGAUGAAGAUGAAGGCCGACCAGCCAAUGACUGCUUACUCGUUUACGACCACGAAGGAGUAGGGUCUCCUGUGGGCUCCAUUGGUUGCUGCAGUUGGAUCGUGGAUGACUUAGAUGAAAGUCACAUGGAACCCUUAGAUCCAAAAUUUAGGACCCUUGCAGAAAUCUGCUUAGACACAGAAAUCGAGCCGUUUCCUUCGCAUCAGUCCUGUAUUCCUAUCAGUACUGACCUCCCUUUGCUGGGCCCUAACUACUUUGUGAACGAAUCUUCAGGAACGACUCUCUCAGAGGCUGAAUUCCAAGCAGAAAUGGCAAAGACGGAACCAGUUGUUCAUGGGGACAUCAUAGUGACAGAGACCUACACUACUGCUGAGCCAUGUGUCCAACCCACUACCAUUGUUUUUGACCCACAGCUGCCACCCAAUGUGGUAGUAACUGAAACAGUCAUGGCACCUGUCUACGAUGUUCAAGGGAAUAUUUGUGUUCCUGCUGAGAUAGCCAACACACACAACGUAUACUAUGCUGAGAGAGUAUUGGCUAGCCCAGGGAUGCCUGACAUGAACAGUGUCGGCAUGGCUGAUGCUUGUAUGGGACCUGUGAUGAGUGGUGGUAUUUUGGUAGGGCCAGAAAUUCAAGUGACACGAAUGGUGAGUCCAGACAUUCACAUAAGCCAGACCAUUGGUUCUACAUCGCCAAUGACACCUCGUCACAGAGUAACACGAUAUAGUAACAUACAUUACUCCCCACAGUAAGUGCUCUAUGGUCAGUAUUCUAGAUGGAGACCUUAUACCCUAAUAGUCACCACCACCAUGUCCAUCAAAGACAUAUAAUGUACUACAUUAACAUUUUAACAGUUAAAAACCAUUCAAACAUUCUGUUUUAUGUGACUCUUUGAUUCAUUGGAGGGGUAAAUGGGGCUAAGCACUUUAGCUAAACCUUUUAUUUUAAAUAAUAUGCAAAAAUAACUGAAGAAAAUUUUCUAUCCUUUGAUACUGUCAAAUAACCAUGGUUCAUUUUGCAAGUUCAUGGUUCCUAAGUCCUCUGUAGGAACAGUCUUGUAAAGUAAGAUGCCCAUAUUCUUGAGAGUUGCAAGGGGUCGUACCAGCAUCCACUGGCCCUGUUUUUCUUUAAAGAAAUAUUUCUACUAAAAUGUCUUGAUUUAGGAAGUGAAUGUGAUGUACAUUUCUGAAAGGAACUUGAGAAGAAAUAUGAAGCAUGUAUCUAAAAUCAUUUAUUUUUUCCACAUCAUUUCUCAAGAUAGGCAAUAUUAAGCAAUAGAUCAUGCUUGGUAUAAAAAAACAGUUUGCCAAUUGGAAUUGACUCAUGACAAGAAAAUACACAUGGAUUUUUUUGCACCUUCUUGAUUAAUAUAAGUAGCUGUAAAUUAAAUUAGAAUUGUGAAAACUUAAGACAAGUCUACAAUAAACCAGAUCUGAGAAAAAAUAUUAGCAUUUUCCCUACAUUUUCUGAUUAUAUAAAAAAAGAAACAGAGUUUAAUGUUUUAUUGACCUGGGUCAUAGAGCUGACACUUGGCAACAAGAUAAAAGCACAUCUAUAAUUAUUUAUAUAUUCAACAGUUAUUUACUUAGAAUGCUACUGAAUGUUGGUCUUGGUUCUGUGAAUUAGAGGUAAAGAAGAGGGACAUGAUUAGUGUUUUGUAGAGCUUUUCAUUCAUUUCUAGUCUUAAAACUGAGAUGUAGCCUUGAAAUUCUUACAAAACUAUGUAAGCUCAUUCCCAAGUUGCAUUUCUCUUUCUAAUAAAACUAUUUUUAUGUCCAGUGAAUGAAAUGGAAACACAUGCACAGGUCGCUUAUUUUUAGAAGGCAGGAAGCUGGCUCAAGAAAAAGAAAUUUGGGAAAUGCAUUUACUGGAUUCUGUAAAAUGUGUAAACUACAUAAUAUUAACGAAAAUGUGACUAGAAAGACAAUGUAAACGAGAUAGAUUUAUUUUGAGGGCUCCUUCCUUUUGGAAAGAAAUAAUUAUAGUACUUCUUGGGUUUUUUGUUCCUUUAUGAAUAAAACCAUGAUGGAAUUUGAGCCAUCUCACAUAA
This is a messenger RNA of Cavia porcellus (domestic guinea pig), 4653 nucleotides long. It is a transcript of the gene Dsg4, whose product is annotated as desmoglein 4. Lineage: Eukaryota; Metazoa; Chordata; Mammalia; Rodentia; Caviidae. Gene Ontology annotation, molecular function: calcium ion binding. Gene Ontology annotation, biological process: homophilic cell-cell adhesion. The record is from RefSeq and is a predicted model, not a curated record. The transcript is spliced from 16 exons. Bases 224 to 3355 code for a protein of 1043 amino acids. Gene Ontology annotation, cellular component: desmosome; plasma membrane.